GAGCUAUUUCAUAUUGGCGGAAACUCAUCAGAUACCAACUACCUCUUCAUGGGCGAUUACAUGGAUCGAGGGUGCUAUUCUGUCGAAACAGUAACUUUGCUUGUGGCACUCAAGUUACAGUAUCAUGACCACAUUACAAUUCUAUGGAGAAACCAUGAAUCUUGA
Suillus fuscotomentosus is the source of this 165-nucleotide messenger RNA. RefSeq lists its product as uncharacterized. The transcript has a single exon. Lineage: Eukaryota; Fungi; Basidiomycota; Agaricomycetes; Boletales; Suillaceae. Gene Ontology annotation, cellular component: cytosol. Gene Ontology annotation, biological process: peptidyl-serine dephosphorylation; mitotic cell cycle. Gene Ontology annotation, molecular function: protein serine/threonine phosphatase activity. The annotation marks the transcript as partial. The record is from RefSeq and is a predicted model, not a curated record.